This is a messenger RNA of Arabidopsis lyrata subsp. lyrata, 2582 nucleotides long. RefSeq lists its product as uncharacterized. Bases 1222 to 2349 code for a protein of 375 amino acids. The record is from RefSeq and is a predicted model, not a curated record. The transcript is spliced from 3 exons. NCBI's taxonomy places the organism in Eukaryota, Viridiplantae, Streptophyta, Magnoliopsida, Brassicales, Brassicaceae.
GCUGUAGUCUGUAGAUAGUAAAAGAGAAGUUACAGGAAAAAAGAAUGUUAAGUUGUUUGUUCUGUCCACUUAUGAGUCUUUUCGCAUCACAUUUUUUAUUAAUCAAAAAGUUAUUAUUACAACAGUUUAGUAAUUACAUUAAGAAGUGACAUUAUUUGCAAAUAUUAUAUCUGUAGUAGUUACUCUUACAUCACCAUAUUGAUAUUUAAGACUUUAAUCAUAAAUGUUUUCACUUGCUUUGAUAACUCGCAAGAUUCAAGUCAAUAUAGUCCGAUUCAAUUUACAACCAACCAUAAGAAGAACUGAAUAUCUACUACAAAAAAAAAAAAAAAAAAAAAAAAAAAGAGUUUAUUUCGGAAAGGUCAACAUUAUAAUCAAUUUUCAACUUUUUCCUACGCAAAAAUUCAACUAAAGGACCGAUGGAAACAAGUUCGCACAAUUGCCAUUUUUCCUAGUUGCACUGCAUAGCAAAUUAUUGAUUUUUUUAACGCUGAACUGAAUACAAUUACUUCGAUACGGUUUCCUAAACCAGACGGUUUAAACUGGUAGUAAUUAACCAAUUAAGUCCCUAAAGCUCAACCGCACAUUAUACCGAAAUUGAGAACGGAACCAUACCAAAUUUAAGAAAUUAUGUUUCCCUUAGAGGAAAUUUGCUAUAAUUACGUCUACCAAGAAUCCGAAUAUUCGUUCGAUCUCCUAGGUUUUGGUUUAGUAACGAUAUUUUUGGUUAAGCCCCUAAUCAUUAGUCUCGCUAAUCGACCAAUAUGAAGAAUCUUAUUCAAAUACAACUUUACAGUCGUUCGUUAGAACGUGAUUGUCAGAAAUCAAAAUCAUUUACUUCUCUCGUCGUGCCUCUGAUAUUUUCUUUAUAAUUAGAUAGGAUAAUAACAAAUUUGUUCGAGUAUUAUACAGUUUUCUUUUGUAGGGUUUAAUUAUGCUCCUUUCGAGACACAAACAAAACUGAACCGGUAAAAGAUAUGAACCGGUUUGGACAUGAUAUAACUCGGAUAUAUUCAAAGGAAACUUCCCAUGCGAGAGGAAAAAAAUAUCUUCACAAGUUACAAUCACAAUAAUCGUUACAAAUUUCUUCACAAGUUAAGUUAUAUAAUUAAAUAGAAAAAUAACAUUCAAAGAAAAAUCAAGACUAUUAAAUGGGGAUGAAAUGAAGCUAUAUAACUUAUAUUAUACAUAAGAAGGAAAAAAGGAUUCAUAGCCAAAACCAUGAAGAGCACGAACGGCGAAUCUCCUUCAUUGGGUUACGAGUCCGAGGGAGUUAGCAUGAAGGACGGAAAAUCUAAGCCGCCGGUGAUAUAUUCCGAUGGUUUGUUCGGAGGGAGAGACGUGAUUACAAUCGUGCUAUUGGUCACGACCGUGACACUUUCUUGUCUACUAUUCUACCAAUCUGCAAAUAAUCCACUCAACAUGGUGUUGUCUCCAUGGAAGACCGAUUGUUAUGCUUCAACACUCAUAAACGAGACUUCCUUAGAAAUGGGAAAAAAGAAGGAGCCGGUUUCAGAAUUGGAGAAAGUAUUGAUGAAUGCAGCUAUGGAGGAUAACACGGUGAUCAUAACAGCGUUAAACCAAGCAUGGGCCGAACCAAACUCAACUUUCGAUGUGUUUCGAGAGAGUUUUAAAGCCGGAAUAGAAACAGAGAGGCUGUUGAAGCAUGUGAUCGCCGUUUGCUUGGAUAUCAAGGCAUAUGAUCAGUGCCUAAAGGUUCAUCCUCAUUGCUACUUGAUCAACGCUACCGAUUCAGACCAACUCUCUGGUCCGAAUCGGUUUAUGACGCCUGGUUACUUGAAACUUAUUUGGCGGAGAAUGGAUAUUCUUAGGCAAGUUAUUGGUUUAGGGUACAACUUCAUCUUCACGGAUGCAGAUAUAUUAUGGCUUCGAGACCCAUUUCCCCGUUUUUUCCCGGAUGCUGAUUUUCAAAUAACAUGCGAUGAUUACAAUGGAAAACCAUCAGACAAAAAGAACCACGUGAACUCUGGAUUUACAUACGUCAAGGCAAACAACAAAACUUCAAAAUUUUACAAAUAUUGGAUUAGGUCGAGUCGGAAAUUUCCUGGAAAACACGAUCAAGAUGUGUUCAACUUCAUAAAAAACGAUCAUCACGUCGAGAAACUUGGGAUAAAGAUGAGGUUUUUCGACACGGUUUACUUUGGAGGGUUUUGCCAGCCGAGCCGAGACAUCAAUGUGGUCAACACAAUGCAUGCUAAUUGUUGUAUUGGCUUGGACAACAAAGUGAAUAAUCUUAAGGCAGCUCUCGAGGAUUGGAAACGAUAUGUGUCACUAAACACGACCGUGUCCGAGACUAAAUGGAAUAUUCCGCCUAGGUGUGGUUAUUAAAGGUUGUAAGAGUAGAUAUAUGAAAUUAGUUCGUACGUUAAGGUAGUUUCGUUAACUAUUGGAGUCGGUUGUUGAUUCUUAAUUAUAUUUAGUGUUAAGAUAGUACGUUUUUGUUAUUUGAGAGUAUUAAAGAUUUUAACUUAUCAUAAAUUUUCUUAUAAGAAAUUCUAAAGGCAAACCUCCAAUCUAAUUUAUAUUUACUUUAAAAUAGUGGGGAUGCGGGAUUAUGUAGG